This is a messenger RNA of Gossypium raimondii (Peruvian cotton), 1661 nucleotides long. RefSeq names its product glyceraldehyde-3-phosphate dehydrogenase A, chloroplastic. Gene Ontology annotation, molecular function: NADP binding; glyceraldehyde-3-phosphate dehydrogenase (NAD+) (phosphorylating) activity; NAD binding. The record is from RefSeq and is a predicted model, not a curated record. The coding region runs from base 241 to 1467 and encodes 408 amino acids. Gene Ontology annotation, cellular component: apoplast; chloroplast. NCBI's taxonomy places the organism in Eukaryota, Viridiplantae, Streptophyta, Magnoliopsida, Malvales, Malvaceae. The transcript is spliced from 5 exons. Gene Ontology annotation, biological process: glucose metabolic process.
AAAAUGGAGUAAGGAGAGACACAAAGGAAAAGCUGAAAUCACAACCAUACAUUGAAGUAGAGGCUGUAUUAUAUCCCUAUCCGCUAUCCUAUCCGUAAUCUCAUCCUCUCGUUUCCGAUUCAGUCAUCCACCAAUUACCUUACUUACUACUCUGCUCUGCUCUCUUCUACUUAUUCAAUCUAAAACCUCUGUCAUCUGUCCGUCUCUCUGUUUUACUCCACAACCACUAUCACUACCAUUAUGGCUUCGGCUACUGUUUCUGUAGCCAAACCCAACCUUCAGAUUCAGGCAAAAGGAAAGGGUGUUGGUUUUGCAGAUUUCUCAGGCCUACACAACUCCUCUACUAGCCUUCCCUUUGCCAGGAAAACCUCUGAUGACUUCCAUUCACUCGUUGCUUUUCAGACAUCUGCUCUAGGAAGCAAUAAUGGCGGGUACAGGAAAGGGAUGGCAGAGGCAAAGCUAAAGGUGGCUAUAAAUGGGUUUGGUAGGAUUGGCAGGAAUUUCUUAAGGUGCUGGCAUGGCCGUAAGGACUCCCCACUUGAUGUCAUUGCCAUCAAUGACACUGGUGGUGUUAAGCAGGCUUCUCACCUUCUCAAAUAUGAUUCCACCCUUGGCAUCUUCGCUGCCGAUGUCAAGCCUGUUGGCACUGAUGGCAUCUCUGUUGAUGGCAAGGUUAUCAAGGUUGUUUCUGACCGCAACCCUUCCAACCUCCCAUGGGGGGACCUAGGAAUAGAUCUAGUCAUCGAGGGAACCGGUGUGUUUGUCGAUAGAGAAGGUGCAGGUAAGCACAUUCAAGCAGGAGCCAAGAAAGUGCUGAUUACUGCCCCAGGUAAGGGUGACAUCCCCACCUAUGUUGUUGGAGUGAAUGCUGACACCUACAACCCAGAUGAGCCUAUCAUCAGCAAUGCUUCUUGCACCACCAAUUGCCUUGCUCCUUUCGUCAAGGUUCUGGACCAGAAGUUUGGUAUCAUCAAGGGCACCAUGACUACCACUCACUCGUACACCGGUGACCAGAGGCUACUUGAUGCUAGCCACCGAGACCUCAGGCGUGCUAGAGCCGCAGCUCUCAACAUCGUCCCGACUUCAACUGGUGCGGCAAAGGCCGUGGCCCUUGUACUCCCUACUCUCAAAGGCAAACUUAACGGCAUCGCAUUGCGUGUACCAACACCAAAUGUGUCGGUGGUGGACCUAGUGGUCCAGGUUUCAAAGAAGACGUUUGCUGAAGAGGUGAACGCUGCUUUCAAAGAGAGUGCAGAGAAAGAGCUACAGGGUAUACUUUCAGUGUGUGAAGAACCCCUCGUUUCAGUGGACUUCAGGUGCUCUGAUGUGUCCUCCACCGUUGAUGCAUCACUCACCAUGGUCAUGGGAGAUGACAUGGUUAAGGUGAUUGCUUGGUAUGACAAUGAGUGGGGCUACUCUCAAAGGGUUGUGGAUUUGGCUGACAUUGUUGCCAAUAGCUGGAAGUGAUUUCAAUGUGCUAUACAUACAUAUAUGCAUAACAAUGUCACCGAUGGUUGAUUUUUGCAUGCUCACUUCAUUUUUAUUCUUUCGGCUUCAGCAAUUUCUCAUUUUGUCAAGGCUACUAUAUAAUCUGUAAUGUAAUGUGGGAUACAUACAUUCUCUAAUAUGCUUAUGGAAUAAAAUUCUUACUUUAGCAUUCA